This is a messenger RNA of Moneuplotes crassus, 2478 nucleotides long. The record is from the annotation of a GenBank genome assembly. Lineage: Eukaryota; Ciliophora; Spirotrichea; Euplotida; Euplotidae.
UCAACAGAAGAUACAGACGAUAGGCUUAAGAAUUAUUAUCAUAAAAUGGCAGACAUGCAUGUUAAGAACAAUAACUAUAAAUCUGCAUAUGUUUACUACUCAGAAGCAGCUGAGAAGUACUAUCAAGCCUCAAAGAUGGCCAAAAGGGAAGACCUAGUGGAGGAUAUGAAAGAAAAAUGUGCAAAGGUACUUAAAAAAGGUGAGAUUUGAAAGAAGAGGCAUAAAGAAAGCUUGAAAGAUAUGGACGGAGAGCUUAACAAAUCAAAGAAAGUAAAACUUUUUAAGCACCUCUCUCUUAAUGAGCAGAAGUAUGUUUUUGAAAAUAUACAUAUUUAUAAAGACCUUGCCAAGAGUUAUACUACUGCAUUUGGUAAAACGAAGGAUAAUCAAUUCCUGCAUGCAGUUUUUGAAUCAAAUAAACAAGCAGCAUUUGCUUACAUCCUAGGGUCAAAAUACUGUGACGAUGAUGUUCUCUGUCUCAAAUGGAAUGCAGAAGGAAGAAAAUUACUUGAAAAAACAGAGGCUUUGAAAGAAGAAAUCUCACAAGAAGAGAAAUAUGAUAAGUGGGACUGGUUGAAGAAUAAAUAUACAAGUGAUGAAAGAUUGGUUAUUAACAGGAGUUCAAUUUUCAAUGGAAUUAAGGUGAACGCAUGGCUUGUAGAAGACGGAGUUGUCAACAUCAUUCAAGAGAAGGUUUAUCAAGACCCAGAUGGAUUCCCAGCUCUUUCUAAUAGUCAAAACAAACACUUUGUUGGAUUUAAAAGACCAAGAGAUUUUAUACAGAAGAAGUUCAAAAAUCCUGUCAUUAAUAUUGGUGAUAAUGUUUCAGGAUUUGAGGUGAAUCAGAAUUCUGUGGGAGAUUGUUCAGUUGUGGCAAGUUUAGCUCUUUCAGGGCACCUUGAGUCCAAGCUCAAUUACACUAAGAGGAUAAUAACAUGUAAUAUUUACCCUCAGGAUAAAUAUCGGAAUCCUAUUUACAACCCUUUUGGUCAGUACGUUGUCAAAUUGUACGUAAAUGGAUUAUGGAGAGCAGUUAGAGUUGAUGAUUUCUUUCCGGUUGAUUAUGAUAACAACGUUUUAUGCUGCUACUCUACAAAAGGGAAACUGUGGUGUUCUCUCUUAGAGAAAGCCUACCUUAAGAUGUGCAAUGGGUACAACUUCGCAGGGAGUAACACUUCAAGAGAUUUGUUUAUUUUCACUUCUUGGUUGCCAGAAAGAAAGAAUUUUGAGAAGGAUUUCUCAAACAAAGAUGACUUAAACAAUCUUUGGGAGAGACUUGUUAGAGCUGACAAAACCAGAGAUGUAAUGGUCUCUAUCAGCACUGGAAAUCUUCCUAAUGCUGAUGAUCUAGGCUUGGUGGAGAAUCACGCUUAUGCAGUCCUAGAGUUUAUGGAGUUUGAGGAUAAAAAAUUUGUGAUGGUGCUUAACCCUUGGGGAAGAUUUUAUUGGAAAGGGGAAUACUCUAUUGAUGAUACAUCCUCUUGGACACCUGAAUUGAAAGAAGCUCUUCAUUAUGAUUAUCUCAAGGGAAAAGAUAAGGGGAUUUUCUGGAUCGAAUGGGAAACCAUGGCAAAUGUCUUUGAGAUUAUUGAGAUGAAUUGGAAUCCGAGUAUGCUAAAGUAUAGCGCAACCAAGUUUGGUCUUUGGAGGUUUGAGGACAUGGUGGAUGGGUUUGAAGAUCUUUCAAAGACCCCUCAAUUUGUUCUCAAGUACAUGCCCAAUGAAGGCGAUCUGACUUGCAGUACUUAUCUCUGGGUUGUCCUGAGUAGACUCAUUCUUGAUGAUAAUGAAGACUUCUCAGAAAAUGAAGAAGGCAAAGAAGUAGAUUACAUAUCGGUACACUUGUUAGAGAACAAGCAUAAAGGAGGAGUAUUGCACAAAAUGAAGAAUAUUCUUCAGAAAAAUGUCUUUACUACUGAACUCACCUAUACCUUCAGAAUUCAUAUUGAAGAACAUCUUCUCAAGAGAACUCUGAGUUUAAUAGUAGCUCAAGAUUCACGGAGAAAGGAUCUUUAUUACAGUUUGAGAAUAUUUAGUAAUGUAAACUUUGCACUUGAUAAGGCUGAAUCUUAUGAGAAUCAAUACGAAAUCCCAGUUGAGCAAGAAGAUGGAGGAGGUACUCCAAAUGAUGACUCAUUUUAUCUUAAUCCUCAUAUCUUCUUUAAGGCAAAGAGAUCAUCUCCAAAGAGAUUUAACUGAUGGCUGUCUUACAAUGUUCAUGGAUAUGACACUGCAGUUAAGAUAUUUUUAAUGAGGGCUAGUAAGCCAGAGAGGAUAGAAUAUAUCACGACUGACAACCAAGUUGGAGAUGAUGACUCUCCUUACUACAAUAAAAAUUGUGCUACCCACUUUAUUCUGAACAGAGAUCAAUCUUAUAUGGCAGUUGUGUCUAGUUUCAAUCAAGGCGAUCCCAUUCCCGGAGUAUUCACAAUCAAGUCCAAUGUGCCUGUGACUUACAAGCUAUUAGAUCCUCUUUAA